Messenger RNA from Dreissena polymorpha, 1644 nucleotides. RefSeq lists its product as uncharacterized. Lineage: Eukaryota; Metazoa; Mollusca; Bivalvia; Myida; Dreissenidae. The transcript has 2 exons. Bases 627 to 1412 code for a protein of 261 amino acids. The record is from RefSeq and is a predicted model, not a curated record.
GUCACUCACGUAACCCUCACGUAGUUAAAUUAAGUCAUGCACAGCCGUUAUGGAACACUGUACUUCGAUUGUUGAAAUCGCGUAUAUAUAGAUCAUGUUACAGUUGUGUCGUGUGCAACAUUUAUAAAGCUUAGUUUACAAUUGUGCCGUGUGUACUAUAUACUGAGACAUUCAAAUAUCGUAUAGUAUUCGGGCUGUCUAUUAAAGGGACCGUCAACCACGAAUGACGAAAAAAAGAAAAGUUCUAAAAUACCGUAAUUUUUAACAAUUAUUAGUUUAUAUUGAUUAAAAUAUCACGACUUGUUUUUUUACAUUACUUGAAAAAAGUUAAUAUUUUUAGUAUAUUCGGUAAAAAAAUUUCGCGAUGUGAAAUCGAAAGUACAUCGCGAAAAUAGGUGACAUAACGAUAUACACACUAUACAUAACAAAGUAGAUAGAUCAUUUUAUAUAGACGAGUUAACGCGUGACGUCACACGCACCUGCAAAGUUUAGACUCCGCCCACUGGUUGGCAAAAAGAGGUGGAAUACACCGUCUACAAAUAAGCACUGCGCAUGCGCGAAGCCUUACUCCGCACAAAGUUAGCUCCCUUGAUAUUUCGAGUAAAAACAAAGGAAACAAAGAAAAAAUGGCGUACACUUGUGCAGUAAAUUCAUGUUCCAACGGUACCUACAGAUUAAAGAAAUGGAAAGCGCAGUUAUGUGACGUUUGUGGUUGUCACCAUAGUGAUGUUGAAUGUACAUGUGAACCACCGUUUAGGUUAUACCCAUUCCCUACCACAAAGAGAGAUCAGGAUGGUAGAACUAAAUGGAAACAACUUGUUGGUCGAAGUGAUGGAACACAGUUAUGGUCACCAUCGAAGGACAGCACAGUUUGUUUCAUGCAUUUCGUGGACGGUAAACCUACAGCAGACAACCCGCUACCAACUGUGAAGAUGGGAUAUGAGGGAGCUGACAAACAUGUGAAGCGCAUGGUACGGUUUCAGUCGACAACGCACACGCCAAGUCCUAAAAGGAGAAGAAAACUGUCGAAGUCUGUAAUUGUAAGUAACGCAUCUUAUGACAUUCCCUCAGUCUAUGUUGCACCUAGUCCUGACCCAGAGGAUAUUGCGUUGCCAAAAGUGAAGCCUUAUGUCCCAUGGAUUUUAACCCUAACCCUACUUGCUCUAUUCACAGCUUUGUGUAAGACUGUGGUGAAUCAGAAAGAAGAGGUAAAGAAACUUAAGACAGAAAUAGUUAAUUUGAAGGCGAGAAAUAGGAAACUUAUGAACACAGCCUAUUCCGAGAAGAUUCUUCAGAAUGACUCUGACGUGAAUUUUAUGACUGGAAUCGCAACUAAAUCCAUGUUCGAUAAACUGCAUUCACAGAUUUUACAGUUUGUGACUAGGAAGUGGCGAGGAGUUGUGUCAAUAUAAAAAAAACAUUAGAAAAUUCAAGAAACUGCGUUGUGGUCCAGAAAGGAAAUUAACUUCUAAAAGUGAAUUCUUGUUAAUUAUGAAAAAACAAUACUAUGAUACAUAACACAACAUAUUUUAAUGAUUUGGUACACAAAGAUAAUGACAAAAUAUAAAUAAUUUGUGCGAACAAUAUCGACUAAGUUUUUCAAAAACAAAACAUGUUCCUUUCACAACUUUUAUUAUUUCUAUC